Molecule: messenger RNA, 334 nt
Organism: Parasteatoda tepidariorum (common house spider)
Lineage: Eukaryota; Metazoa; Arthropoda; Arachnida; Araneae; Theridiidae
Source: RefSeq, a predicted model, not a curated record
AGGCGUUACCUUAUAUAACUGAUAAGAGACCUAAUUUUUCAAAUUAUAUAACCCAAUUAAAACAUCAAAGGAGUUAAAAUUCAUUCUUUUUGAAUAUUCAUUGUAAAAAACCCAAACAUGAAGUUUGCAUUGGUUGCCGUAGUAUGUCUUGCUUUGGUGGCAGUUAUUGUCGCUGAGAAUGCCAGACCACGAGACCACAAGCGCAGGACCCCAGCCCCUCCCCCUAGUAGGGCACCCAGCAAAAGAUGUUCGGAUCAAUCUGACUGUGGUGACGAUGAAUGUUGUGUUGGAUUAAAAUUUCGAUCUGGAAAAUGCCGAAAAUUAUUAAGAGAAG